CUGAAGGAUACAGCAUCUUAUAUUACCUGUGGGUUUGAGAAGUGAAGAAUAACUCUGAUCACACGGUGACUCGAUUUGCCUAUGUUUUGAUGGAAAAAUGAAAGCAUCUAGAAUACAGCAUUUUUUAUACAUCUAAAACUGCCUUUGACUACAACAUCUAUUCCCUUAAAAACACACACAAAAUGUCAGAACUUGACCCUUCAUCUGGAUUAGUAGGAAACAUGGAAAAUGGGACUUUUCUGGAGCUAUAUCCCACAUCCCUGUCAACUUCAGUGGAUUCCUCAGCUGGCCGCUUAUCAAAUGUCUAUGUCUAUGUUUCUAUAUUUCUCAGCCUCUUAGCAUUUCUUCUUUUGCUAUUAAUCAUUGCACUUCAGAGGCUGAAAAACAUCAUCUCUUCCAGUGCUUCUUACCCAGAAUACACUAGUGAUGCUGGAAGUUCUUUCACUAAUUUAGAAGUUUGUAGUAUUUCUUCCCAGCGAUCUGCUUUCUCAAACCUUUCUUCAUGAAAAGAAAUGAAGGAAAUACAUUGGGAAAUGGAACAACUUUGUCUAUCUUUUGAGGGAAAUAGUGCAUGUAACAUUGGCCAUUGAGGACUAUUAAUCAUGAAAGAGGUGACUUUUAGAGUUCUCUUUGAGUUUUCUUUC
Molecule: messenger RNA, 644 nt
Organism: Dermochelys coriacea (leatherback sea turtle)
Lineage: Eukaryota; Metazoa; Chordata; Testudines; Dermochelyidae
Gene: SERTM1
Product: serine rich and transmembrane domain containing 1
Exons: 1
Coding region: 183-506 (107 amino acids)
Cellular component (GO): intracellular membrane-bounded organelle
Source: RefSeq, a predicted model, not a curated record